This is a messenger RNA of Anoplophora glabripennis (Asian longhorned beetle), 2970 nucleotides long. It is a transcript of the gene cos, whose product is annotated as kinesin-like protein costa. The transcript is spliced from 2 exons. NCBI's taxonomy places the organism in Eukaryota, Metazoa, Arthropoda, Insecta, Coleoptera, Cerambycidae. The record is from RefSeq and is a predicted model, not a curated record. Gene Ontology annotation, biological process: mitotic spindle organization; microtubule-based movement. The coding region runs from base 74 to 2947 and encodes 957 amino acids. Gene Ontology annotation, molecular function: microtubule motor activity; ATP binding; microtubule binding.
UGUUUUGGAGGUUAUGUUAGUUAAACAGAAAAUGACGUUUAGACUUUUUUAAAUAUUUCACAACCAAAAGAAAAUGGAAAUUCACGUUGAAACAGCUAUUAGGGUUUGCCCUGUAGAUUAUAAUGGGGACAUGGUUUGUGUUCAAAGUAACCCCAUAAAUAGUACAAUACAACUAUCAAAUAAUCACGUAUAUCCAGUUAAUUACGCAUUGCCUGUAAAUUGCUGCCAAAACACUUUGUUUUCUACUGUUAUUGCGCCUUUAGUAAAUUUUUUAUUAGAAGGAUGUGAUGUUUCCAUAGUUGCCAUGGGACAGUCUGGAACUGGCAAAACUUAUACUUUAUUUGGCCCUGGAUUUCACUUUGCGUCAAGUGAAGCGGAGUAUGGAAUUAUUCCUAGAUUUGUUAGAGAAGUUUUCACUAAAGUACGCCAAUACCGAGAUCGAAAUUCUUCCAUACAUAUAACUUGGUCACAGAUUUGUGGUGAAAAUGUACAAGAUUUGUUAGGAGGGGGUAGUAUAGAAUGUACAGAUGUUUUGGAUGCUUUUCAACUCAUUCAGUUGGGAAUGUCUAAUGUGUCUCCUAAGAAUGCUCACACUUUGUUUACACUUACUUUGGAACAGCAGUGGUCAGUAGACGCCAUCAUUCAACAUAAAGUUUCUACGGCCAGUUUUGCAGACUUGGCAGGAACUGAGAAAUUAGUAGUAUAUGACAACAAUGGAUUAAUGCAGACUAUACCAGUGGACAUAGGUCUUCAGGCUUUACAAAGAUGCAUUAUGACACUGUCAGAACCUUGUUUAAGUCAUUUUAAUGUCAAUCAGAUUCCAUACACACAGUCUGUAUUGACUACGUUACUGAGAGAUUCUUUUGGUGGACGUGCCAAAACUCUUCUAAUUGGGUGUGUUUCACCGCUAUUAAGUGAUUUUACAGAAACACUGUACACCCUUCAAUUAGCUAUACGUGCACAAUUAGUAAAAAAUACAGUUACUGUUAACUCGUAUUCAACUUACGAAAUGUCACAAGAAAAUUUUGAUGUUUUCGGCCUACAGUUUGCUGCUAAUCAAUUACUGAAACUAGUUUCAAAUGCUGAAGAGCUGUUUCAAAAAUUAGUGCUAAAUGGUUGCUUGAAUAAGACUGAAAUGGAACAAAUAUCUCAUUGGCUAACUCUGAAGCAAGAGUGUGAAGAGUGUCUUAGUGAAAACUCGGAGCCACAUCGAUCUUUAGAACGCAUUGAAGAAGAAAUCGAAGAUACCACAGAAAGUAUAAGUGAUAGCGAAGAAGGAAUAAUUGAAGAAGAGGAAUCUCAAAGUUUAAUUGAGAAGAUAGAUAUUCUCAUAGAAUCUUUUAAAAAAAGCACAGAUCUGUUGGUUGCUGAUGCUAAUGCUGUUCUUAGCAACACAAAUUUAUUUACAAAAGAUAGCUUAACAAGUUCUAGCAAUACAUAUCGUUCUAAGGGGGCUAGAGGAAGAAGAGGAAGCAUACAUUCUGUGGAUGAAAUGCCUCUAUCUGUUAACUCUAUAAAAUUUAGCGAGGAAGAUGUGAUUCCCGAAAAUGAACAGAACAAUACUGAUGUUCCGCUAACUUAUGAAAUGAAGAAAAAAGUUCUUAAGCAAAUAACUUCAGCUAUUAAGGGAUGUCAAAAACAAAUUACCGACUUAGAACAGACAAUCAAAGUAAAAGAAAACCUAAUGCAGCAAUUUUUAAAACAUAAACAUACUCAGUCCAGUGCUCAUGUGAAGAUUGAACAAAAGUGCCAAAGGCUUAAGAAAGAAUAUGAAAAUACUCAAGGUAAAGUAAUGCAAGCUCAGGCGCAGAAGAAUCACUACCUAGAAGAUAAGUAUAACACUGAAUUAGAAGAAGUAGAGGCUAAAUUGAAAGAUGCAGAGUCCUUAAAAAAUAUCACCGAGGAUGGGGAUAGAAAAUUAAAAGAAUUGGAAAGUAGUUUACGUACAUCACAAAAACAAUUGGAGAAAUUGAGAAGAUAUAAGAAAAAAGAGGAGAAGAGAAAACAGAAUUAUGAUGAACAGAUUAAAGAAGAAACAAACAAAAUAGAUGAGUCCAAAGAUAGUAGUAACAGUACAGAUAAAAAUAAGAGUAAGGAUGAUUUAAAAGCCAUUGCUUUAAUAACUCGUGGAAGUAAUUCUAGUUUACAAGACAUCAAUAAAGACUUGGCACUGUCUAAUGAAGAUUUAGAGUGCCUUAGACACGAGAUUCGUAACUUACGCAAAACUCGUGACUAUCUCCUUGAACAGAAAUUUAAAAUUGAUACCAAAUCUCAGAAUAAGAAGAUUUUAAAUGAGAUUGAGGAAAGGAAACUUUUGCAGUACGAGGAAGCUAUUGAGGCCAUUGACUUGGCUAUUGAAUACAAAAAUGAAAUCCUUUGUGGACACAGACCAGUAAGCGAAAAGGCAAUGGAAAGGGUAGAAGAACAAGGUGAUAAAAUGUUAAUGGAUAGACUAAUGAAACUUAAUGAGAACGAAAUGAGAGUAUUACUGCAUAAAUAUUUUCAAAAGGUGGUUGAUUUACGCAGCAGCACAAAAAAGUUAGAGAUGCAGGUGGUGGAAUAUGAAAAUCAGAAUGAAAGUUUAUUGUGCCGUAUGCAGAACUUAAGCCAUACCCUGCAACAAGUGCGGCUGGAAGGUGAGAGGAGGAUAAUUUCACUUCAACAGCAACACGAGGAUAAAAUCCACCUGGUACUGCGUCAUUUAGCAAAUGACGGUAAUGGCGAUGGUGAUCAGGUCAUUUCCAGAGUCCUCGGCAAUAAGGUAUUGCCUCGGCCAGUUGGUGGCGCAAGUAAACAAGUUGGAAAAAGCAGUAGCUUGAUAACGAGGAUAACCAGCAUCGCUAGACACGAGAUUGUGCCACGACAGCUACAAUCUGUUAUACCUGCUCCUCAAGCGAAGAUAACGAGGCAGAAAAAUAAAUUGUUUAUUCAGCAGACCAAUAAGUGAACGACAUUUUGGAAUAUUACAUA